CCACUGAGGUUCGUCUUCCGGUCCGGUUUGCGCGCGCGCGUGCACGCUCACGUCGACAAGUUGCGCAGCAGCCGAGCAAGUGGACGUUCGGCUUCGCGGAGGACGGACGACAUCCCAACUGCGGCGAUGCUGACCGCCAGAUGAUCUGACGUCGGAAGAAGAGAAGACAUCAGGCGCCGUCCGUCCGUUUGUCGGUCCGCGUCGACGAUGGGUUGCGCUUGCUGCAAGCACAAGAAGUCGGCCAAACUGGAAGCGUCCGCCUUGGGCGCCGUCGCCGCCGCGCCGCCGCCGCCGGGCAACGGCGACGGCGCGGCCUCGCCGGCGGUCGCCGCGCAGGGGCGCUACUGUCCCGACCCCACGCAGGCCAUACCGGACUUCAACCAGGCCUUCUCCGGCGGCGCCGUCUUCCCCAACUCCAACGCGCAACCCUGGACCGGCGGAGUCACGAGCGGCGGCGUGACGCUCUUCAUCGCGCUGUACGGCUACGACGCUCGCACGGAGGACGACUUGAGCUUCCAGAAGGGGGAGAAGUUUCAGAUCAUCAACAACACCGAGGGCGACUGGUGGGAGGCCCGAUCCCUGGACACGGGCAACGCCGGCUACAUCCCGUCCAACUACGUCGCCCCGGUGGACUCCAUACAGGCCGAGGAGUGGUAUUUCGGAAAGAUGGGGAGGAAGGAUGCGGAGAGGCAGCUGCUGGGCCACGGCAACCAGAGGGGGACUUUCCUCAUCCGCGAGAGCGAGACCACCAAAGGCGCGUACUCGCUGUCCAUCCGCGACUGGGACGACAACAAGGGCGACCACGUGAAGCACUAUAAGAUCCGCAAGCUGGACAACGGCGGCUACUACAUCACCACCCGGUCCCAGUUCGACACCGUCCAGCAGCUGGUGACGCACUACACGGAGCGAGCGGCGGGGCUGUGCUGCCGCCUGAUCGGCAGCUGCAAGCGGGGCAUGCCCAAACUGGCCGACCUGUCGGUGAAGACCAAGGACAUGUGGGAGAUUCCCCGCGAAUCCCUGCAGCUGAUUAAAAAGUUGGGCAACGGCCAGUUCGGAGAAGUUUGGAUGGGCAUGUGGAACGGAACCACCAAGGUGGCGGUGAAGACCCUGAAGCCGGGCACCAUGUCGCCCGAGGCCUUCCUGGAGGAGGCUCAGAUCAUGAAGCGGCUGCGCCACGACAAGCUGGUGCAGCUCUACGCCGUCGUGUCCGAGGAGCCCAUCUACAUCAUCACCGAGUUCAUGAGCCAAGGAAGUUUGCUGGACUUCCUAAAAGACGGCGAGGGCCAAAACCUGAAGCUCCCGCAGCUCGUGGACAUGGCGGCGCAGAUCGCGGCGGGGAUGGCCUACAUCGAGAGGAUGAACUACAUCCACAGAGACCUGCGCGCCGCCAACAUCCUCGUCGGCGACAACCUGGUGUGCAAGAUCGCCGACUUCGGCCUGGCCAGGCUCAUCGAGGACAACGAGUACACCGCCAGGCAAGGGGCCAAGUUCCCCAUUAAGUGGACGGCGCCGGAAGCGGCGCUCUACGGACGCUUCACCAUCAAGUCGGACGUCUGGAGCUUCGGCAUCCUGCUGACCGAGCUCAUCACCAAGGGACGCGUGCCCUACCCAGGCAUGAACAACCGCGAGGUGCUGGAGCAGGUGGAGCGGGGGUACCGGAUGGCCUGCGCCCCGGGCUGCCCCGCCUCGCUCCACGAGCUCAUGCUGCAGUGCUGGCGGCGCGAGGCCGACGAGAGGCACACCUUCGAGUACCUGCAGUCCUUCCUGGAGGAUUACUUCACCGCCACCGAGCCGCAGUACCAGCCCGGCGAGAACCUGUGACGACCAAAAACACACGGAACAAAACAAACAUUACGACGACGACGACGGCGGCGGGCGUUCCCGCGAGCUUCUCGGACGGACGGACGGACGGGGGAACCUCGGCCGAUCGGGCCCUGCAGUGAUGUUGCUUUACUCGGUAACCAUGACAACAAGGAGGACAAUGUAGAUGGUUUGGGAGGAGGGAUGCAACUUGGCACAUGAUCCUCUCUUCUUCCACAGCCGCCAUAUUCGGUUUGUUCCGUCCAUUCCAGCCUCACCCGGCAUCCCAGUGGAUUUGAGCGUCACAGGAAACAAACGUUAUCGAGCAUUUGCGCGCGUGCGUGCGGAUGGAUUACAACGAUGGUUGUUAAACUGAGUCCCCGGACAGUCAUCGCAUGCAAUAAAUUAUUAUGUCGUGCCAAUAGAACAAACUUAAGAAACCGAUUACUCCUCCCUAAGUUAGUUUCGGGCCAGCUAAAAACUGUGAAAUGAUUGUGACGCGCAGUGUCGUCGCAUCAAUCUGACAUCCCUGCUAAAGGAGUAUUAUUACUGGAAUCCAAUUUUUUUUAAUUUUUUAUUUUGAGAGCAUAAGGUAUAUUUUUUUGGAGAGCAGAUUCCUAUCUUUUCCUUUGUCAAUGUUUGCGAGACACAAAUUCACGAGGUUUACGUGAACAUAUCAGUUCUGGUGUAAGUUGUUUUUCAAAUCCAUGUAAAAAUUAACACUCCCCUCCCCCCAAAAAUUAUUUUUUUUUGGACCUACAUUAGUGCCAGUGAGUCAAGAGAAAGAGACAGUGAGGAAUGACUUUGAUAUUUUGUAUGAACUGUCUUUUUUGAGGGUUUUUUUUUUUUUUAAAUUGAACCCGUCACAAAGACUAUCUCAAGCAAUGUCAGCAUUUAUUCAUUCAUUCAUUGGGAGGGCAGGGUGAGGGCACGAAAAAAAAAGGGAAAUAUCAUAUUUCGGGACUUUGUCGACUGUGCCGCUUUAUGUGGACUUCAACCCUGUCAUGCUUGUUGUAAUAAAGAUCAGAUAUAUUUGGA
This is a messenger RNA of Syngnathoides biaculeatus (alligator pipefish), 2838 nucleotides long. RefSeq names its product Yes-related kinase (gene yrk). The transcript is spliced from 13 exons. Gene Ontology annotation, biological process: protein phosphorylation; cell surface receptor protein tyrosine kinase signaling pathway; integrin-mediated signaling pathway. Gene Ontology annotation, molecular function: signaling receptor binding; ATP binding; non-membrane spanning protein tyrosine kinase activity. The coding region runs from base 208 to 1821 and encodes 537 amino acids. Gene Ontology annotation, cellular component: extrinsic component of cytoplasmic side of plasma membrane. Lineage: Eukaryota; Metazoa; Chordata; Actinopteri; Syngnathiformes; Syngnathidae. The record is from RefSeq and is a predicted model, not a curated record.